AUGUCUCCAAAGGUCGCCGAGGUCCGAGGUGCUGGCCAGGUCGCGCUUGACUCAGCCUUUAAGGCCUGGGUUUGCGGCCCGCCCGGCCCGGCCCCUCCCGCCUGCCCGCGCGGCGAUUGGCUGAGCUGUCAGCGGGCAGGGCCUCCGGGCGUGGGUAGGGUACUCCGGGCGCGUGAUGAGACUCUGUUCCAACUUGUCCCAGGGAAGGCCGUCCCCGCCUCCAUGGAACCGAAUACGAAGAGCUGGGGGUCCGUGGGCAGUGCUGAGGAGGGGUCCGGCGCCUUCCUGGGGACCAGCAUCAACUAA
Rangifer tarandus platyrhynchus (Svalbard reindeer) is the source of this 306-nucleotide messenger RNA. Lineage: Eukaryota; Metazoa; Chordata; Mammalia; Artiodactyla; Cervidae. The record is from the annotation of a GenBank genome assembly.